This is a messenger RNA of Penicillium riverlandense, 1659 nucleotides long. Its product is annotated as fungal specific transcription factor domain-containing protein. Bases 1 to 1659 code for a protein of 552 amino acids. Gene Ontology annotation, molecular function: DNA-binding transcription factor activity; transcription cis-regulatory region binding. NCBI's taxonomy places the organism in Eukaryota, Fungi, Ascomycota, Eurotiomycetes, Eurotiales, Aspergillaceae. The transcript has a single exon. Gene Ontology annotation, biological process: positive regulation of transcription by RNA polymerase II. Gene Ontology annotation, cellular component: nucleus. The record is from RefSeq and is a predicted model, not a curated record.
AUGCAGUUAAAUCCAGCAGAGACAGAAGUCGUUGAGAGUAUCCCGAGCCUUUCCAUAUCUUGCACUGGGGACGAAAAAGCAACUGGAGACCCUCUUGAAUACGGUAAAGGUUCGUCAGACCCGUCCUUGCCCCUCGAAUUCACAGCGGGAGGGAAUUCAGACAAGAUAAACGAGUCGUUAUUCUUCGAUUAUACGGAGGAUCUAGCACUCGGGGACAUCUGGAACAUGGACUAUGAUACAACAACUGGAUUACCCGACAGCAGCCUCUUCGGUUCGACAUUUCUGUCGCCUAUGUUUACGACGCUGGAUGACAAGGCCAUAAUCCUUUCAAACCACUACUUCUCUGAUGUCUGUCCUAUCAAUUCCUGUUUUGACUCCCAUCGGAAUCCUUUCCGAUCUUUUGUCGGGGACCUUAUGGCCGCUUCCCCUCUAGUUUAUCACUCCGUGAUGAUGAUGUCAGCCUCUCAUAUCUGUCAUAGAAGGAAGGAAAUGACGACUAUGGCAUUAAAGCAUCGAAAUGAUGCUAUUUCAUACCUAAAAGAACGCAGUGAUUUCCCAGGAGAAGCAAGUUUCGAGGCCAUAUUGGGCAGUGUUCUGUUGGGUAUGACAUCUGCAUGGCAGAAUCCUGCCUCUCUCGGUCUAGCUCACCUCCGCAGCGCUCGCAUGUUGUUCAGAGAAUGGUGCGCUAGACCUGACAAUCCUCAUCUCACUCGUUCCGGCUCUUUCCUACUCGGUAUUAUGGCUUAUUGGGAAGCCAUGGCAUCCUUCCUCACCGCAGAAAGCCCAAACACACUGGAAUAUAUUACAGCUUUUUGUCGCCAAGAGCAUGGAAAUUCAGCUGUUUAUCCAAAUCCAUGGACAGGCGUUUCGACUACUCUCUUUAUCUAUGCUGCACAGGCUGGUGCUCUUUGUCGUCAAAACCGGGCCAUACAUUCUCUCUGUGCUUCUAUUACGUCCCCUACAUUACAAAAUGAGAUUCAUCCCAAACAGAUCAAUGACGCUGCUGAAUUGGAACUCAAAGUUUUACGAUAUACCUCUCCAACUCGGAACCGUAUUGAAGAUCCCGGCGAUAGCCUAACAACUAUUCGCCACUUGGAAUGCCUGGCGCAGAUAUAUCGGCUCACGAUCCUUCUCCAGUUAUAUAUUACAUUCCCCGAUCUUCUACGGAAGAAACAGGACGUCACUGCGCCCAGUCUAGCUAUGCCACUACAACCGCACAAGGAUACUCCUAUGGAAGUUACCAUCGCAUUGGCGGUUAGCAUUUUAAAUGUUAUCUCCUCUGUCCCUGAGUCGUCCGGAAUAAAAGUGCUGUUCACACUGCCUCUGCUCAUUGCUGGAAGUGCUUUGCAGGAUGUCCGGAAACUCAAUCACGAAUACAAUAGCACUGAGCAUCCAGAGUGCCCAGAGAUUAUCGAUGAAAUCAUGUCACUACACUGUGGAGACCUUAUGCUUUUGCAUUGGCGAUCACUUGUACGACACAAGCUCAAAUCCUUACAUGAUCUCAUUGGCCUUGAUCCGAUUCUCCGAGCCAUUCAAAUUCUGGAAGCUGUGUGGUUAAGAGCGGAUUUGCUCAUGCCGGCCGACGAAAAUAAGGAGGCCUCAUUCAUCCACUGGAUGGAUGUCAUGGCUGAAGAGCGGCUAGAGUCAGUUUUCGGCUAG